CAAGCUAUCAAUCCUACAAAAUACCAGUGAUACCUGGGACCUCAUACUCAUUAUCAUCGACCCCAUCACUCUUCACCAACCAUGGCAGAGACGAGCCCAAAAAUCAAGAUUAUGGCGGGUGCCGCGCCAGACCUAUCUGCGGCUACAUUCCAAAUUUUCGAUGAGUCACAUACGAUUGGAAAUGCUCUGCGGUGGAUGAUCAUGAAAAACCCGAAGGUGGAGUUUUGCGGAUAUAGCGUGCCCCAUCCUUCCGAAAACCUCAUUCAGCUGCGAAUACAGAUGUAUGAUGGGCUCUCGUCCUUGAAUGCGCUCCUUGAAGCACUGACGAAUCUUGAUGCUGUAUGUGAAACCGUCGAAAACAAGUAUCACGCAAGUCUUGCUACUGAAUGACUAUGAGCGGUGGGAAGAGAGGAGCUAGGCAGUGCUGGUGUGCUGGUGUGUGCAAGCCACUUUCACGACGAGUACACUACGGUCGUUUGUCCGUUGUGCACGCAAUAAUCCCUUCUGGAGUUUGGCGCAGUAUCACAUAUGCAUCGUCCUGUACGUAACGAUUUGUCUUGCGAACUUGU
Molecule: messenger RNA, 569 nt
Organism: Suillus subalutaceus
Lineage: Eukaryota; Fungi; Basidiomycota; Agaricomycetes; Boletales; Suillaceae
Product: DNA-directed RNA polymerase
Exons: 5
Coding region: 82-390 (102 amino acids)
Biological process (GO): DNA-templated transcription
Cellular component (GO): RNA polymerase III complex; RNA polymerase I complex
Molecular function (GO): protein dimerization activity; DNA-directed RNA polymerase activity; DNA binding
Source: RefSeq, a predicted model, not a curated record